AUGCCGACACAAUUUAUUCGUAAUCGCAGUGCGUUUCCACACGGAACUUCGUCGAAUAUCGACGAUGUUCACAUUUAUAACGAUGGUAAGUAUAUGGCGAUGAAAUUGAUUGAUAAAACGUGUUUUUUCUUCAGAUUUUUUCUCCCAACAACCAAUGUCAUCAGGAGGAUAUGAAGAUUCAUCAAAUAUUUCACCUCCUAUAAUAUCUGGAAAAUCUAAUAAUGAUCCGCUGGCGGGUGCUUUGUUGGGAUUAGCAGAGUAAGUGAUAAUUCCAACGAACUUUAUCUGAUCUCAUCAAUUUCAGUGUUAUAACAAAAACUGUAAUUUCACAUCCUUGUUCUGUGAUUCGUCGACAAUGUCAAGUUCAUCAAUUUGCCAAUUCAUUACAUUUAACUCCAGUAACAUUGGUUCCUGUUAUUUGCAAUUCUGUAGCAAAAGAAGGAGUUCUAACAUUUUGGAAAGGAGCAAUUGGAACAAGUGUAUUAUGGGGUUUGGCAAAUGUGAGUGAAAUUGUAAUUGGAGAUUUAUUGGGUUUACCAAGAACGUAUGUUGUGAAUGGAAGUUCCGAAAAGUAUUGGAGGCAUAUUUUUUUGAAAGCAACUACUUUUGCAGUUAUGACACCAUUUUAUAUUUCAUCAUUCAUUGAAACCGUUCGAGUAAGUUUUUUAUUUUCAUGGAAAACUUUAACGUUCUACUGUUUGAUUUCAGAGUGAAUCAGGGAUUGGUGCUGAAGAAAACAAAGUUCUCGAUGUUCUUGUAAAAGGUGUUGAUCGUAUGCGAUAUCUUAUUUCUUCUGGUCGAGAUCCAUCAAAGAAAUUCAGUGUCAUUCAUCUUGCUAUUCCAACAACAGGUUUUCAGUAGGUUUUCAAGCCUUUUCUAACUUAUCUAUCUAACGUUCUUUUUGUUUCCAGAGUUUUGCAUUAUAUGAUCCAAACAGCAUUAUAUCAUACAUUUUUCAAAAUGGCCAAAAACUAUGUGGUAAAUAUCAUUUUGUCAAACUGAAUGCUCAAAUCAACAAAUUUUACAGAGUAGAAAACCACCACAAGAAAAAACAACAUUUCAUGAUUUUGCUCCACAAUUAUUUGCCCAAAUGUCUUCAACAAUUCUUACUGAUCUAAUUCUUUAUCCAAUUGAAACCAUUUUACACAGAAUGUACAUUCAAGGUUUGUUCAUUCUACAUCAAAAGUCUUUUAUUUCCAGUACAUUUUGUUUAGGAACAAGAACACUAAUCGAUAAUAUGGAUACGGGAUUUUCUGCAGUUUCACAAACUGUGAAAUAUAAUGGAUUUGUUGAUUGCGCAAAACAAAUUAUGGAAAAUGAAGGAUUUUGGGCACUUUAUGCUGGAGUUGGAGCUGUAUUUUUGGAAUAUUUAUUGAAUUCAGGGCUUCAACAAAUUGUUCGAGCAUGUUUUGAUCGAGGAUCUGAAAUACUUCGAAAAGCAACUGAAGGGCAUCCGAUUGGUCAAAUAACUCCACCAAUUUCUGCGAAGUCCAGUUUUCAGGGGCCACUUUCUGGACCUUUUGCACAAGUUUCUCCAAUCGCAACACCAAGAAAGUGAGCUUUUUGCUGAUAUACAUGUAUUUUCAAAAAUCUUUUAUUUUUUUUGAAGACAAACAACAACUCCACCAAGAGAUCCAACCGAAUUCCCAACAUUUGGUGAAACUGUUAGUCAAUUGAAUAGUCCAUUUCAUCAAGGUUCAAAUACAACAUUUGGUACAUCAAAUCGACAAAAUGUAUUUGGAAGUCCACCAAAUCGGUGAGUGCAAAAAAACGAUAUUUCGCAAUAUUUUUUGUUCUCGAAAUUUACAUUAUGACGUCAUAAUAAUCACCCAACAUAAGUCUGUGGUGAAUACAUGAAUAUCUUUCUUUCUGUCUUUUUAUGUCUUCAUAUUUCUUUCUCUCCUUCUCUAUCUAAUUAUUUGUUAUUUUUUGCAGUUCCCGCGCAAUUCACCCAUCAAUGUCACCUGGUCCGUCUGGUGAUACAACAAACAACGCUUUGCCACCAUUACGUCUUAAUACAGACCAUGAUCCAUUCAGUGGUUAA
Caenorhabditis angaria is the source of this 2044-nucleotide messenger RNA. The record is from the annotation of a GenBank genome assembly. Lineage: Eukaryota; Metazoa; Nematoda; Chromadorea; Rhabditida; Rhabditidae.